Messenger RNA from Scomber japonicus (chub mackerel), 1488 nucleotides. RefSeq names its product SDE2 telomere maintenance homolog (S. pombe) (gene sde2). The transcript is spliced from 7 exons. NCBI's taxonomy places the organism in Eukaryota, Metazoa, Chordata, Actinopteri, Scombriformes, Scombridae. The coding region runs from base 10 to 1374 and encodes 454 amino acids. Gene Ontology annotation, cellular component: nucleus. The record is from RefSeq and is a predicted model, not a curated record.
GAAGACAACAUGGAGGUGUUUAUCUCCUCUCACAGCUUAAAGUUCAGUAAAGUUGAGUUCGCAGACGGAGCUUCAGUCAGAGAUGUUCUGCUCAGGUACACCGAGGGACAGGGUUUGUCCUCGGAGGACUUCUACGUGCUCAGAGACGGCCGGGUGUCAGAUCUCCAGGAUCGUCUGCAGCAUGGAUCCGUCUAUCGCCUGGAGCCGCGGCUCAGGGGAGGCAAAGGAGGGUUCGGCUCCAUGCUUCGAGCUCUUGGCGCUCAGAUCGAGAAGACGACGAAUCGUGAAGCCUGCAGAGAUCUGAGCGGCCGUCGCCUCCGAGACGUCAACCACGAGAAAGAGAUGGCGGAGUGGCUGAAGAAGCAGGCGGAGCGCGAGGCGGAGAAGGAGCAGCGGCGUCUGGAGCGGCUCCAGAGGAAACUGGCCGAACCCAAACACCAGUUCACCGACCCGGAGUACCAGCAGCAGUGCCACGACCUGUCGGAGCGCCUCGAGGACUCCGUGCUCAAAGGUCUCCAGGUGUCCUGCAGCUCUCAGGUGAAGGUGGACGACGUCUCUGCCGUGAAGAGACGGAGCUCAGACGACAGCGAGCAGCCGGAGCAGAAGAAGAAGAAGCAGAAGAAGACGGCGGCGGCGGCGUGUUUCUGGACGGGCGUGGGCGACCUGCCGAGCUCAGAGGAGGAAGACGAGGAGGAGGAAGAUGAGGACGAGUCUCCGUCCACGUCCUCCAGCUGUGGAGCGGCUGCUGCUGUCGCCAUGACGACACAGAGGAAGGAUGACGACUCUCCAUCCUCAUCCUCCAGCUGUGGAGCGGCUGUUGCCAUGACGACAGAGACGAAGGAUGACAACUCUCCAUCCUCAUCCUCCAGCUGUGGAGCGGCUGUUGCCAUGACGACACAGAUGGAGGCGGAGGACUCUCCAUCCUCCAGCUGCUCCACGUCCUCUCAGACCGUCACCAGAACCUCAGAGACCAGCUGCUCUCAGCAGCCUCAGCGUGUCCCUGCGGCGGCGGUCCAGCCCCCGGCGGCGGUGGACGUGUCCCCGGUGGCGGUGGACGUGUCCCCGGCGGCGGUGGUGGACCCAUCCUCGGUGGCUGACCCGUCCCCGGCGGUGGACGUGUCCUCGGCGGCGGUGGUGGACCCAUCCUCGGUGGCUGACCCGUCCCCGGCGGUGGACGUGUCCUCGGCGGCGUCCCCCCAGCAGCUGGAGUCUCUGGGUCUGGACGUCCUGAAGGAGGAACUGAUGUCUCGCGGGUUGAAGUGCGGGGGGACGCUGGCGGAGCGCGCCGCCCGGCUGUUCUCGGUGCGCGGGCUGACGGCGGCGCAGAUCAACCCGGCGCUGCUCGCCAAACCCGCCAAGACCAAGAAGAAGUGAAGAGGUCAAAGGUCGCGGAGGUUUCAGAUUAAAGGGACGGUCCGACAUUUGUUUGAAUCUGUUUUUUAUUUUUUCUAUUGACAGGAAGUGGAACAUGUAGUCAGGUGAUUCUGG